AUGACAAGCAUUCUCUCUGAACGUCAAAGAGAUGAGCUACACAAGGCCAUUCUCGACUAUCUAAAUGCAAGUGGCUUCUCAGACUCAUUCGCUGCACUCAAGAAUGAGUCUCAGAAUCAGGACUUUACUCCCGAUCCAAAACAAAAGUAUGCCGGUCUCUUGGAAAAGAAGUGGACAUCUGUUAUUCGUCUCCAGAAAAAGAUUAUGGAACUCGAGACAAAGACGACACAAAUGCAGGAAGAGCUCAAUAACGCACCCGUCAGAAAAGCAACAAGCUCUGUGGAUUGGAUUCCUCGGCCACCAGAGAAACACAGCCUGACAGGUCACCGGAACCCCAUCACCCGUCUUAUUUUUCAUCCGGUCUAUCAAAUCCUGGCUUCGGCCUCUGAAGACACGACUAUCAAGAUCUGGGAUUAUGAAUCUGGAGAUUUCGAACGUACUCUCAAAGGACAUACCAAGGCAGUUCAGGACCUUGCCUUUGAUCCAAAGGGAAACUAUCUUGUAUCUUGUUCGGCUGAUCUUUCUAUCAAGGUCUGGGACGUCAACAACGAUUACAAGUGUAUAAAGACACUCUAUGGUCAUGAUCACAGUGUCUCUUCAGUCGACUUUCUACCUCUUGGAGACAAGAUCGUGUCUGCCUCACGCGACAAGACCAUCAAAAUCUGGGACUUUACUUCUGGUUAUUGUGUCAAGACCUUGGUUGGGCACUUUGAAUGGGUUCGUUCUGUUGCUCCCAGUGAAGAUGGUAGACUUCUUGUAACUGCCUCGAAUGAUCAAACUGCUCGUGUGUGGGACGUUCAAUCUGGAGAGACAAAGAUGGAUUUCCGUGGCCAUGAACACGUAGUAGAAUGUGCCAUAUUUGCACCCGUCAAUACCUACCCAUUUAUCCAGGAAUUGAUUGGUGAUGAGUCCAAGUCAAGAGACCAGGCAAUGCCUGGCCACUAUGUUGUGACUGGUUCAAGAGACAAAACAAUCAAACUGUGGGACAGCAGUGGCCAGUUACUCCACACUCUGGUGGGACAUGACAACUGGGUGCGUGGUUUGGUUUUCCACCCGAGUGGCAAAUACCUGUUGAGUGCAUCUGAUGACAAGACACUCAAGAUCUGGGACCUCAAGACGGGUCGGUGUAUGAAGACACUCGAAGCACACGCUCAUUUUGUGACAUGUAUAUCGUAUUGUCACAUCAGUCCGGUGGUUGCUACUGGAAGCGUGGACCAGACCAUCAAGAUUUGGCAAUGUCGAUAAGCAAGAAAUUACCCUUUUUUUUUUUUUUUUACUUUCCCCCCCUCCGAUUUCCCUCACAUGCCUUACCUACCAUAACCUCUUCCAUUUUACCCUCCCUCGUCUCACUCACUCAGCCACUCACAUUCACAUUCACAAUAUCUCUUGGUCUCUUUCUCUUUUAUCUCCCACUCAUUUGCUUACUCACUCACUCACUCACUCAUUAUAUAUCUCUCCCUCUCUAUCUC
Molecule: messenger RNA, 1469 nt
Organism: Phycomyces blakesleeanus NRRL 1555(-)
Lineage: Eukaryota; Fungi; Mucoromycota; Mucoromycetes; Mucorales; Phycomycetaceae
Exons: 9
Coding region: 1-1245 (414 amino acids)
Molecular function (GO): protein binding
Source: RefSeq, a predicted model, not a curated record